Molecule: messenger RNA, 2919 nt
Organism: Sphaeramia orbicularis (orbiculate cardinalfish)
Lineage: Eukaryota; Metazoa; Chordata; Actinopteri; Kurtiformes; Apogonidae
Gene: msh2
Product: mutS homolog 2 (E. coli)
Exons: 16
Coding region: 23-2836 (937 amino acids)
Biological process (GO): somatic recombination of immunoglobulin genes involved in immune response; mismatch repair; mitotic recombination
Cellular component (GO): nucleus; MutSalpha complex
Molecular function (GO): mismatched DNA binding; ATP-dependent DNA damage sensor activity; ATP binding
Source: RefSeq, a predicted model, not a curated record
AGCCGUGGCGGGAGUUUCCAGCAUGGCGGUGCAGCCGAAACAGAACCUGACCCUGGACAGCGCAGCCGAAAACGGCUUCCUCAACUUCUUUUUCUCUUUGUCGGAGAAGCCGGACACGACUUUCAGAAUAUUCGACCGUAAUGAUUAUUACACGGUCCACGGAAAAGACGCUACUUUUGCGGCGAAGGAGGUUUUUAAGACGAAUGGAGUCAUCAAAUAUCUGGGCUCAGGCAGCCGUAAGCUGGAGAGUGUGGUCCUGAGCAAACUGAACUUUGAGGCCUUUGUGAGAGACCUGCUGCUGGUGAGACAGUACAGAGUGGAGGUGUACAAGAACCACAGCAAGAGCAGCAAGGAGCAUGACUGGAAGCUGGAGUACAAGGCGUCUCCAGGAAACCUGACUCAGUUCGAGGAGGUUCUGUUCGGCAGUGGAACCGGGGCUGAAGGCUGCGCUGGGGUCGUGGCCGUGCGGUUUUCUACAGGCUCUGACGGACAGCGCGUGGUCGGGGUGGGAUACGUGGACGCUUCCCAGAGGAACAUGGGAGUGUGCGAGUUCCCCGACAACGAGAUCUUCUCCAACCUGGAGUCGCUGCUCGUCCAGAUCAGCCCUAAAGAGUGUCUCCUGGUUCAGGGUGAAUGCAGCAGCGAUGGCGGCAAACUAAGAGAGGUGGUGCAGCGUGGUGGAAUGCUGCUCUCUGACAGGAAGAGAGCGGAGUUCAGCAGCAAAGACAUGGUUCAGGAUCUAAACAGGCUCCUCAGGGCCAAGAAAGGAGAGACCGUGGCCAGUAACACACUGCCUGAGCUGGACAAACAGGUGGCAAUGUCGUGUUUGGCCGCCGUGGUGCGAUACCUGGAGCUGCUCUCUGAUGAGUCCAACUUCAACUCCUUCAGUCUGACCACGCUGGGCCUGGGUCAGUACAUGAGGCUGGACAACGCCGCCGUCAGGGCCUUGAACCUGUUCCAGGGGUCACCUGACGACACCAGCGGAGCUCAUUCAUUGGCCGGUUUGUUGAACAAGUGUCGAACCCCUCAGGGUCAGAGACUCGUGAACCAGUGGAUCAAACAACCGCUCAUGGACAAAACCAGGAUCGAAGAGAGACUGGACCUGGUGGAGAGUUUCGUGUGCGACUCGGAGCUCAGACAGACGUGUCAGGAGGAUUUACUACGGCGGUUUCCAGAUCUCCACCGUCUGGCCAAGAAGUUCCACCGUCACACGGCCACGCUGCAGGACUGUUACCGCGUCUACCAGGCCGUCGGACACAUCCCCGCCCUCAUCACGGCCCUGGAGAGGCACUCAGGCAGUUUUCAGGUCCUGUUGGAGGCCGUGUUCUUGGCUCCUCUCAGAGACCUUCAGACCGACUUCACCAAGUUCCAGGAGAUGAUUGAAACCACGCUGGACAUGAACCAGGUCGACCACCACGAGUUCUUGGUGAAGGCGUCCUUUGACCCGGUUCUGAGCGAACUGAGGGAGAAGAUGGACGACCUGGAGCAGAGCAUGCAGGCGGUGCUGAACGGCGCUGCACGAGAACUGGGUCUGGACGCCGGUAAAACGGUGAAACUGGAGUCAAACGCCAUGUUGGGUUUUUACCUGAGAGUCACCUGUAAAGAGGAGAAGAGUCUGAGGAACAACAAGAAGUUCACCACGCUGGACGUCCAGAAGAACGGAGUCCGAUUCACAAACAGUAAACUGAGCUCCUUGAACGAGGACUACAUGAAGAGCAGGGAGGAGUACGAGGAGGCCCAGAACGCCAUCGUGAAGGAGAUCAUCAGCAUCGCCUCAGGUUACGUGGAUCCCCUCCAGACGCUCAGUGACGUCACGGGGCAGUUGGACGCCGUGGUGAGUUUCGCCGUGGCGUCCGUGUCGGCGCCGGUGCCGUACGUCCGACCGCAGCUGCUGGACGAUGACAGCGGCGUCAGACGACUGGAGCUGCUGCAGGCGAGACAUCCGUGCAUGGAGACGGACGCAGACACCGCCUUCAUACCCAACGACAUCAGCUUCGUCCAAGGAGAGAAGAGUUUCUACAUCAUAACAGGACCGAACAUGGGCGGUAAGUCCACGUUCAUCCGUCAGGUGGGUGUGAUCGCGCUGAUGGCUCAGAUCGGCUGCUUCGUGCCGUGCGAGAAGGCGGAGCUCAGCGUGAUUGACAGCAUCCUGGCCAGAGUGGGAGCCGGAGACAGUCAGAUCAAAGGAGUGUCCACGUUCAUGGCCGAGAUGCUGGAGACGGCCGCCAUCCUACGCUCGGCCACAGAUAAGUCUCUGAUCAUCAUUGACGAGUUGGGCCGAGGCACGUCCACCUACGACGGCUUCGGUCUGGCCUGGUCCAUCAGCGAACACAUCGCCUCCAGGAUCGGCUGCUUCUGUCUGUUCGCCACUCACUUCCACGAGCUGACGGCGCUCGCCGCCCAACAGACCACCGUCCACAACCUGCACGUGACGGCGCUCACCUCCCACAACACGCUCACCAUGUUGUACCGAGUCCGACCAGGCGUGUGUGACCAGAGUUUUGGGAUCCACGUGGCUGAGCUGGCCGCGUUCCCGCCGGCGGUGGUUGCGGCGGCAAAGGAGAAGGCGGAGGAGCUGGAGGAGUUUCAGGAGCCGGUGGGGGGGAAGUUGGAUCAGGACGACGAGCCCGAGGCCAAGAGACGACGGACGGACAAACAAGAAGGUGAAAUCCUGAUCCAGGACUUUGUGGAAAAGGCCAAGUCGCUCCCCGCGGCCACCAUGACGGACGAGGAGGUGAAGGCGGAGCUCGGGAGGAUGAAGAAGGAGCUGGUCGCCAAGGGCAACGCUUACAUCACAGAGAUCCUCGCACGUUGUGUUCCUGUAAAAUUCGACUAGAUUUAGCCCCACAGUUCAUUUACUUCAGCGUAAAUGGUGUUUGUAUAGUUUUUCAAUAAAGAAUAAUCACUGGAAACAUUUGA